AUGCUGUUAUGCUUGAAAAUCCUUCUCCGGAUUAUCCUUUCGAAUUGUAUUGGCGCAAUUGAUGGAUCUCAUUUUCGAGUGAAAGUGGCAAAAGAAGAUACAAGAAGGUAUCGAGGCCGAAAAGAAUUUCCAACUCAAAAUGUGCUUGCCGUUUUCACCUUUGACUUGAAAUUCACAUAUGUUCUAGCUGGUUGGGAAGGGUCUGCAUCAGAUUUGCGGGUGUUGAACAAUGCAUUAAUACGACAAGAUAAAAUAUUUGUUCCUCAAGAAAAAUAUUAUUUGGUUGAUGGUGGUUUUAUGCUGAAGUCGGGAUUCCUUACACCAUUUAGGAGCACGCGUUAUCACCUCAAGGAAUAUUCAACAAGACAACCUGAAAGUCCUCGUGAAGUGUAUAACCAUCGUCACUCUUCACUACGAAAUGCAAUUGAGCGUGCUUUUGGAGUCUUGAAGAAGCGGUUUCCAAUCUUGGGUAGUGGAACAGAACCUCAUUACCCAACUGAAACACAAAAAGAUAUCAUUUAUGCAUGUACUAUCCUACAUAAUUUUUAAUGGGUGUUGAUCCUGACAAGGGACUUCUUGAACAAGUUGAUUAGGAAGUUUUGAACGAGAUGAUAGAUGUUGAAGAAGCUCCUGUAAAUGAUAACGAAGAGUAUAGACGAAGAGAGAUUCUAAGGCAACAAAUAGCCGAUGAUAUGUGGAGAGAUUAUUAGAAAUAUUUUCAUUCUUCAAAUAAAAAUUAAAUGUGCUUUAUUUGCUCUUGUGUUUUCACUAUA
Asparagus officinalis (garden asparagus) is the source of this 773-nucleotide messenger RNA. RefSeq names its product protein ALP1-like. NCBI's taxonomy places the organism in Eukaryota, Viridiplantae, Streptophyta, Magnoliopsida, Asparagales, Asparagaceae. The transcript is spliced from 4 exons. The coding region runs from base 1 to 549 and encodes 182 amino acids. The record is from RefSeq and is a predicted model, not a curated record.